AAAAAAAAAAAAACCGCUUCCCGCCCGCUCCCUCCCUCGGCCGCUGCCGCAUUCGCUCCUGCGACGGGAGAGAGCCGCGGCUGCAGCAUGGCCACCCCCACCGAGGCACCUAGGCACGAUGGCCACGGACACCGGGAUCCCUUCUCCUACGACUAUGACACCCUGCGCGUGGUCGGCCUUGUCCUGGCCAUUGUCAUGUUCGUGGUGGGCAUCCUGACAGCGCUGAGUAAGAAAUUCAAAUGUAAAAAGUCCGACUCCAGCCUGCCGGAGGCCAGGCAACCAGGAAAGACCCCAACUCCAGCAGGCAGCGCGUAGGCCUGGUGACUGGAAUGUAGCGCCCCCCUCUGGCUGGGGGGUGCAGACCCUGCAGCCCCCUCCUCGCCCAGGACAGCUCCAAGACCUCGGCUCCAGCGCCCGGCGACAUCCGUGGGGGCAGGGAAGGGGGAACCCCGUUAUCUGAGCCUCUGUCUUUUAGAACCUCUGCCUCCAAUUGGUUGGCGAGCCCAUUGCAUGCUGGGAGCAGGCACCAUAUGCAGGGAGGGGGGGUCUCUUAGCCUCACUUGCCCCCCCCCAUCUUGACCCAUUGGGUCCCCUUCACUUCCUGUCCCCCCCAGCACAUGUGACUCUCAUGCCAUUACUGCUUUGCUUACGGCACCCCCCUCCCCGCUGCAUUGGGCGGGUGCUCCAUGUGGGGGGACGGCCACACACCACCAAAACAUCCCGCCAGGCCCAGACACAGGCCUCACCUGGGCCCGGGGCCCUGGGCCCUGGGCCAGCAGCUGGAUGCUGACAGGGUGCUGCUUUCAUGACGUGUUUUCAGCUGCCCCCCAACCCCCCCAAGCACGGGGCAGAGCAGACCCAGCGCUCAAUAAACAUGGGGUUGUUUCUUA
Caretta caretta (loggerhead turtle) is the source of this 890-nucleotide messenger RNA. RefSeq names its product sodium/potassium-transporting ATPase subunit gamma. NCBI's taxonomy places the organism in Eukaryota, Metazoa, Chordata, Testudines, Cheloniidae. Gene Ontology annotation, molecular function: sodium channel regulator activity. Gene Ontology annotation, biological process: regulation of sodium ion transmembrane transporter activity. The record is from RefSeq and is a predicted model, not a curated record. Gene Ontology annotation, cellular component: membrane.